This is a messenger RNA of Eurytemora carolleeae, 849 nucleotides long. RefSeq lists its product as uncharacterized. The coding region runs from base 19 to 834 and encodes 271 amino acids. The record is from RefSeq and is a predicted model, not a curated record. NCBI's taxonomy places the organism in Eukaryota, Metazoa, Arthropoda, Copepoda, Calanoida, Temoridae. The transcript is spliced from 5 exons.
UCUAAUGUUUCAGACAAGAUGAGAUUCAAACUGUUUGAGAAAUCUUGCUGUAACAUUAUUGGGAUGAUUCAUGUACCAGCUUUACCAGGAACUCCAUCCAGCUUCUACAACAUGAGCGAGAUCAUGGAGAAGAUUGAGUACGAGGCCAACGUGUACAGGAACCACGGGGUGAACGGUAUUAUCCUGGAGAAUAUGCAUGAUACUCCGUACUCUAGGGGACAGGAUCUAGGUCCUGAGAUCACAGCCUGCAUGUCUGUUUUAGGAAGCAAAGUGCGAUCUAUUCUUCCCAGAAAGGUUCCUGUUGGUAUACAGAUCCUAGCUGGAGCAAACCAGGCAGCUCUAGCCGCAGCUCUGUCUGCAGAUUUACAGUUUGUCAGAGUUGAAGGCUUUGUGUUCAGCCAUGUUGCAGAUGAAGGAUGGAUUGAUAGUUGUGCUGGGGAACUGCUGAGGUUCCGCCGUAAAAUUGGAGCUGGAAGUAUAUCAAUUUUCUCAGAUAUCAAAAAGAAGCAUUGCUCUCACUCUGUUACAAGUGAUGUAGAUAUCAUUGAUACAGCAAAAGCUGCUGAUUUCUUCCGCUCCGACGGAGUAAUAAUUACUGGAACUAGCACUGGCUCUCCUGCCUCGCCCCUGGAGCUAGAACUUGUCUCCAGAGCUGUUCCAACCCUACCCGUCUUCAUAGGGAGCGGAGUCUCCGCCUCUAAUCUGCCGGAAUUUAGCUCCGCCACGGGGUUGAUCAUUGGAACCUACUUCAAGAAGGACGGAGACUGGAGGAAUGAUCUGGACGAGGGGAGGAUUGAAGAAGUGAUGUCUGAAUCUAGGAAAUAUUUAUCUUGAUGCAUUUACAGAAAA